AUGGAAGAUAAUUUUAGACCUUCAGUUGAGCAUCAGCUUCGAUUAAAUCCGAAUAUGAAAGAAGUUGUGCAAGCUGAAGUAUUAAAGUUAUUAGAUGUUGGAAUAAUUUACCCGAUUUCAUAUAGUAGUUGGGUGAGCCCAGUUCAAGUCAUACCCCAAAAAGGGGGUAUUACAGUGGUGACAAAUGAUAAGAAUGAGUUGAUCCCGAAAAGAACAACUACAGGAUGGCGCAUGUUGGAAAGACUUGCUGGACAUUCAUAUUAUUGUUUUUUGGAUGGAUAUUAUGGGUAUAAUCAGAUUCCAAUUGCACCUCAAGAUCAGGAAAAGACGACGUUCACAUGCCCAUUCGGCACUUUUGCAUACAGGCGCAUGCCCUUCGGAUUGUAUAACACCCCUGCCACCUUUCAACGUUGCAUGAUGAGCAUCUUUUCAGACAUGGUGGAGCACUUCAUUGAGAAAUGUCAUUUAAUGGUGCAAGAAGGGAUAGUCCUGGGGCAUAAAAUUUCAACUAAAGGCAUAGAGGUUGAUAAGGCAAAAAUUGAUACCAUAGAGAAAUUGCCACCGCCCACUACACUUACUUCUGCACCUAUCAUUGUCGCACCGGAUUGGGACUUGCCUUUUGAGAUUAUGUGUGAUGCUAGUGACUAUGCGGUAAGGGCAGUUUCGGGUCAAAGAAGAAAUAAAUCACUUCAUGUAAUUUAUUAUGCCAGUCGUACUUUGAAUGACGCCCAUCGGAAUUAUACCACCACGGAGAAAGAAUUGUUAGCAGUAAUCUUCUCCUUGGAUAAAUUUCGACCUUACUUGAUUGGAGCGAAGGUGAUAGUGUAUACCGAUCACUUAGCUUUAAAGUAUUUACUUUCGAAGAAGGAUGCAAAACCAAGAUUAAUUCGCCGGGACGACCUGUAUUUGUGGAAACAUGGCCCUGACCAAGUUAUACUGAGAUGUGUGCCUGAGGAAGAGAUGGAAGACAUAUUACGACAUUGCCACACAUUUGCGUGUGGGGGGCAUUUUGGUGCCUCCAAAACAGCAGCCAAGGGAAUAAAUUUCAUGGGACCUUUCCCUGAAUCUUGGAAGAACAAGUACAUAUUUGUGGCUGUUGAUUAUGUGUCAAAAUGGGUUGAAGUCGUUGCUCUCCCUACCAAUGAUGCCAAGGGUGUUGUCAAAUUUCUCUGA
Prunus armeniaca (apricot) is the source of this 1173-nucleotide messenger RNA. Lineage: Eukaryota; Viridiplantae; Streptophyta; Magnoliopsida; Rosales; Rosaceae. The record is from the annotation of a GenBank genome assembly.